Messenger RNA from Spodoptera littoralis (African cotton leafworm), 2574 nucleotides. Lineage: Eukaryota; Metazoa; Arthropoda; Insecta; Lepidoptera; Noctuidae. The record is from the annotation of a GenBank genome assembly.
CCGUUUUUGAAGCGUUGUUGUGAAUCCAAUAUGGCGAUAUUUGAUGUUGUACUAUUUUGAAGAAGUGCACAUGUUUUUAUACAAAUGGGAGUUAAGUAACUUAAUGUUGAGGUGCAUUAGAUUAGCGCCAUAAUAAUUGAUUCAUUACUUGAGUACAUAGUGUUUAGAGCGCUGACUAUCAUGACAGACACGAGACGAAGAGUUAAGCUUUAUGCUCUGAACGCAGACCGACAGUGGGAUGACAGAGGUACAGGGCAUGUGUCGUCAUGUUACGUGGAGAGGUUGAAAGGCACCUCGUUACUCGUACGUGCAGAGUCAGAUGGUUCCCUUCUUCUAGAGAGUAAGAUACAACCCGACACAGCCUAUCAGAAGCAACAGGACACGUUGAUAGUCUGGUCGGAAGGUGACAACUUUGACUUAGCGUUAAGUUUCCAAGAAAAAGCCGGUUGCGACGAAAUAUGGGAGAAGAUUUGUCAGGUACAAGGAAAAGAUCCUUCAGUUGAAAUAACACAAGAUAUAGUGGAAGAAUCAGAAGAUGAGCGGUUUGAUGAGAUGUCAGACAGUGUACAGCCAGUGGAGCUGCCUGCAUGUGAGAUGGGUCGCCUGGAGGACAUCAGUGAACUUGUCAACAGUUGUCUGGUGUCACCAGCUCGCAAGGACAAGCUGGCAGCUGCACUAGAGACACAGCAUUACAUAAAGAAACUACUUAACCUGUUUCACAUGUGCGAAGACAUUGAAAACAUAGAAGGGUUGCAUCAUCUUUACGAAAUAUUUAAAAGUAUAUUUCUUUUAAACAAAAACACACUCUUUGAUACCAUGUUUGCUGAUGAUACUAUAUUUGAUGUUGUGGGCUGCCUAGAAUAUGAUCCAAGUCUGCCUCAACCUAAAAAGCAUAGAGAAUAUUUACGGGAGCUAGCAAAGUUCCGGGAAGCCAUUCCUAUAAAGAACAAAGAUUUGCUAGCGAAAAUACAUCAGACAUAUAGAGUACAGUACAUUCAAGAUAUUGUUUUACCUACUCCUACAGUUUUUGAGGACAAUCUGCUAAGCACAUUGUCCAGUUUUAUAUUUUUCAACAAGGUAGAAAUAGUGAAACUUAUAGAGGAAGAUGAGAAGUUUUUGACAGAUUUGUUUAAACUACUUAUGGAUGAUAAGACACCGGAUCCUAAGAGACGGGACUUAGUUCUGUUUUUAAAGGAAUUUUGUAAUUUUUCACAAAACUUGCAACCUCAAGAUAAGGAUGCGUUUUAUAAAACUUUAGUAUCUCUAGGGAUCCUGCCAGCAUUAGAAAUCACUCUAAGUAUAGAUGAUCAGAAGACUAAGACUGCAUCUAUAGACAUUUUAACUUACAUUGUAGAGUUUUCACCUUCUGUAGUGAGGGACCACACACUACAGCAGGCCAACAAUACUGAAGAGGAACAAAUGUUACUAAAUAUAGUGAUAGAGCAGAUGUUAAGGGACAGAGACCCUGAGCUGGGUGGCGCAGUGCAGCUUAUGGGUGUCCUUCGCAUACUCUUGGACCCUGAGAGUAUGCUAGCAUCAGUGAAUAAGAGUGAAAAGGCAGAUUUCUUAAAUUUCUUCUACAAACACAGUAUACAAACAUUAAUAGCUCCUCUCCUAGAGAACACGACAGGAGAGAAACCUCUAAAGGAAGACUAUCACACUGUGCAGCUACUGGGCCUUGUACUUGAACUACUGGCCUUCUGUGUUGAGCAUCACACUUACCAUAUAAAGACCUGUAUAUUGAAUAAGGAUCUCCUUCGUCGUAUACUGGUGCUGAUGAGGUCAACGCAUACUUUCCUGGUGCUCGGCGCACUCAGGUUUAUGAGAAAGAUCAUUGCACUCAAGGAUGAAUAUUACAACAGAUAUAUUAUUAAGGGGAACCUAUUUGCACCAGUUAUAGAUACUUUUCUUAGAAAUAAUGGCAGGUACAACUUACUAGACUCUGCGAUACUAGAAUUAUUCGAGUUCAUCAAGUUGGAAGACAUCAAGUCGCUAUGUGCACAUGUCGUUGAAAACUACGGAAAGAUCUUAGAAGACGUUGAAUAUGUACAGACAUUCAAAGCUUUAAAAACGCGGUACGACCAACAUCAGGACAAACUGAAAGAGAGGGAUCGAGUGAGUGGUACUGUGAGCGUGGCGGAGGCGGUGGUGCCGUCCCUGUUGCGUACCCGGUACAGACGCGAGGCGCGCGCGCCCGACGACGAGGAGGAAAUGUGGUUCAACGACGACGACGAACUCGAGGACGACGCGCCUCUCGACGCACAGCAGACGCACGCGCAUCCACACGCGCAUCACGCGCUCGAUGCUAUCGGAAAAAUAGUGGAAAAGAAGGUAUGCUCGAAUACGGAAGCUGUCAACGGUCCUAGCAGAGUACUCCUAAGCACUACGUCACCCAGCAAGCCGGCGCACACUGACGUUCAGGUAUCCUCGCCCAGAUUACUCAAUAAGUAUAAGAGUGUGACUGUGCAGGGCUUGGUGGACUACGACGGCGACUCGGACGAGGAGGAGGAGGGCGGCGGCGCGGGCGGCGGCGCCAGCGAGGAGCGCGACGCCAAGCGGCCGCGUCUGGCGUAG